This is a messenger RNA of Adineta steineri, 1476 nucleotides long. NCBI's taxonomy places the organism in Eukaryota, Metazoa, Rotifera, Eurotatoria, Adinetida, Adinetidae. The record is from the annotation of a GenBank genome assembly.
AUGAGUUUUCUUAUUGGUGGUAAUUGUUGUUUAAAACUAAAUUCUUUUAUUUGUGGAUCAAAAGAUAUUUCAACAAAAAAAGAAAAAAAUAUCUCGAAAGAAACAAUUGUCAAUGGCGUUAGUUCAAAUAAGAAAAUAAUUAAGAAAAAUCCUUCAUCUCCAAUUACAUUCUAUAAACAACAUCAUAUCAAUAUGAUACCAUUAGAUGACAAAUUUCAACAACAAAAUUAUUUAAAAAAAGAUAUUGAAAUAAUAAAAAAAUCUUCUUAUGAUUCAUCAUUAAAUUGUUCAAUUGAUCAUCGAUUAUUUGAUCGAUCUCAUUCAUUAUUAAAUAAUGAAAUUAUUAUAAAAGAUGUUAUACUUUAUCGACAUGAUCCAAAUGUUCAAUUAGGUUUAACUCUAUGUUAUGGAAUAACAUCUCAAUCUACAACAAAUAUUUAUAUUGAAAAAGUUGAAGAGAAAAGUCUAGCUGGUCGUCAAGGAGAACUUCAACGUGGUGAUCAAAUUAUCAAAAUAAAUAAUCAACGAGUUAAUAAUAGAGAACAAGCUAUUGAUCUGAUUACUGGAGUUUCACUUAUUAUUUUACAAAUUAUUCGAUUUCAAUUUAUUGGAAGAGAUUUCUCCAGAAUAACUCCAUUAACAGAAGAUGAUAGUGGAAUCAUUCUUGGUUGUAAUACAGAUUUUGAAAUAAAUAAUCAAUCAAUAGAUCAUGUAAACAUUAUUUUUUUAUCUUGUUUAAUAUUAAAUCAUUCUCGAUCGUGUCGUUAUAAUCGUUUAAAUUAUUCACAAUUAAUAUCUCGUCGUUGUUAUUCAUUAAAUGAUUUAAGAUCAAAUUCAUUUAUUGAACAAGAUUUAAAUAGUUCAAUAUUUUCUCUAAAAGAUUUUAUUUAUUCUCAAAGUUUAUUUGAAACCACAACAACAACAACAACAGAUAAUGAAAAAACCAUUCUUAAACCACUUCCAUAUAAUUAUCAUCAAGAAAAUUUUAUUGAAAAAAAAGUUCAAUGUUUAGAUGAUAGUGAUAAUAGUUUAAUAUUAAAUCAAACGAAAAUAAAUAAAUAUAAUCGACGUCGUUAUCGUGAAGAACGUUUAAAAGAAGAAAAGAAUUGUUUAAUGACAACAGAUGAUGAAAGAAUGAGUGAAUUAAAACAAGGAAAAUAUUGGACACGAAAACAACGAAAAGAACAAUUUCAAAAAUCAAAACAAAAUAAACAAAAAUUAAAUUUAAAUCAAGAAAAGAAUUGUACAACUGAAGAUUUUAAUUUAUUAAAUCGAAUAUUUUUAAGAGAAAAUCAAAAAGAAUUAAAAGAAAAACCAUAUUUAGCUUAUCAAUAUAAAAAACAAUCAAAUAUUGAAAAAGAAAAAUUAAAACAAAUUCUUCAACAAUAUCAAAAUCAGUUUUAUACAAAAACACAAUCAAAAACAACUGCAUCCAAUUCUAGUACGCUAUAUUAUUCAUCAACGAUUAUUAUUUAA